CCACCAAUAAAACCAGCUGAGUUUGUGCCAGGCUGGCUACAAAGGCAACUGUCUCAGUGGUGCUGGGUCAUCCCGGGUGCGGAGUUGGGGUCUCUGAAGCAGGUCCUGGCUCCUGGAACUCUUGGCCGCCAUGUGCUUCGCAAAGAUCCUGCCUGAUGACAUUAAGAAACUGAAUGCCGACAUGCAUCAGAUGAUAGAUGAAUUUACUGACACCAUGAAAAAUGAGGUAUCAAAACCUGAACAGGUGGAGUCGAGCAUGAAUGAUCUGGAGGACAAAAUCAAAGAGCGCAUUUUGGACACUGCGAAGGAUCGUUUUCAGGGACAGCAGCCUGAGCUCACUCCUCUACUUGAAGGAGAAACGGAUGCAGUACGGCGCAGAAGCAACAGACCGCCUGUUCUGGAAGUUCAGGAUCCCAAAACCCAGGAGCCGGAGGAGAGCUUUUGUGACAUGGUCAAGAGAUGGUUCCGGGCCAUGAUGCAGCGGCUGCAGACCUGGUGGCAGAACUUUGUGGCCUGGUUGCAGAAGAUGGUGACGUUCCUCUGGGAAAAGUUUGAGAGUUUCUGCUGCUCUCUGGCAGAGCUCCUCGGGUCCUUUUUCAGUACUAAGGAAUCCCAUUGAGGGGAUGGAGGAGCUGACAGCCCAGCAGUGCUCUGAACCCCAGUGAAGCUUCUGAUGCCACUUUUGCCCUCCCCCUAACUUCAAACCCACCCUGACCCCUCCCUCAGCUCUGCUGUGCCCUGCCCCCCUCCACACACCCAAGCCCCCUGCCUGGCAGUUCCUGCAGCAGCUCUGACCUGGCACUGUCACAAGGGCAUCAUAAUAAAACUCUUAAACUUA
This is a messenger RNA of Saimiri boliviensis boliviensis (Bolivian squirrel monkey), 838 nucleotides long. It is a transcript of the gene IL32, whose product is annotated as interleukin 32. Gene Ontology annotation, biological process: immune response. The record is from RefSeq and is a predicted model, not a curated record. Lineage: Eukaryota; Metazoa; Chordata; Mammalia; Primates; Cebidae.